This is a messenger RNA of Rotaria socialis, 226 nucleotides long. The record is from the annotation of a GenBank genome assembly. Lineage: Eukaryota; Metazoa; Rotifera; Eurotatoria; Philodinida; Philodinidae.
AUGUCUGUUUGGCAACAUCUAUUCAUAUUUAUCUGUCUAAUAAAUUCUGCCUACGGUUUUAAUUCACUAGGCUGCUUUCAAGCAAAUAUUCCACAAACAUCUAGUCAGACAAAUGAUGAUCCUGGCCAACCACUCUUUCUUUCACCUUACAUCGAAUCGGGUCAAAUUGAUCAAGCAAGAAAUUUAAGUCGCGUCAAUCUACAACCCGAUUGUAUUCAUAUCCAUC